Paramormyrops kingsleyae is the source of this 2505-nucleotide messenger RNA. RefSeq names its product probable methylcrotonoyl-CoA carboxylase beta chain, mitochondrial. The record is from RefSeq and is a predicted model, not a curated record. Gene Ontology annotation, cellular component: methylcrotonoyl-CoA carboxylase complex; mitochondrion. Lineage: Eukaryota; Metazoa; Chordata; Actinopteri; Osteoglossiformes; Mormyridae. Gene Ontology annotation, molecular function: methylcrotonoyl-CoA carboxylase activity. Gene Ontology annotation, biological process: L-leucine catabolic process.
GUGAGAUCCGAUUACAAGCGGUCAGUCGAGACGCAAGCAGAGACGUAUGUUAAUACCCGGUGGGAACAGGGCCUACAUCUUGUGGUCAAAACAUGCAUUAUAUUUUAAGUCAUGGACGGCACUUUGUAAUAUUGAUCUAGACGCAGGGAUUGAGUAGGGACGUUUUCAGUAGGGACGAUUCAGAAUGCUCGCGAGGAUGGAUGCGGAUAGAUAUCAUAUCCCCGUGCAUCUCGCUCGUUUAAUGGUUCCGUAAGCUUGUUGUUCCCCCGGACUCGCUUUACUGUAACACCGCAGUUACUCGUUCGUCCUUCUAGUUCUAGUAUCUAGUUCGGUCUCGCUGGACAGUCAGUCAAGUUAUGUACAGAAGUAUCUCAAGGACAGUGAAAGCCGAGGCUGCACUAUGCUCCGCAUAUGUCCAUUCCACCCCGCAGCGGGGUGAUGUGUGCGGUGGACGGCUAUCGGCGCACGACGACAUGCCGCAGCCUUUCACCCAGUUAGUCCAAGGUCGGCUCCGCAGGCUGAUGUCCGUCAGCUCGAUGAGCACCGGGUGCGCAGGGGGACGUCCGAUCGGCGCUUUCCCGGUCCUGCUUGGGGACCUGCAGCCUAUCCACCGGCAUGUGUACGAGGCGAACCUGCGAAACAGCGUGAGGUGCCAUGUGAAGUACAUGGAGUGUGCAGAGAAGGUGCGAAAGGGAGGUGGUGAUAAUGCAAUAGCUCGCCAUACUCAAAGGAACAAGAAACUGCUAGUGAGGGACCGACUCGGCCUGCUGCUGGAUGGGAAGGACUUUCUGGAGCUCUCCCCCUUUGCCGGCCUGGGCCUGCCCUAUGGGGACAUCCCCUCAGCUGGCUGCGUAACUGGCAUUGGGAAGGUCUGCGGCCUGUGGUGCGUGUUCAUUGCCAACGAUGCCACGGUGAAGGGGGGCACGGCGUACCCCAUCACAGUGAAGAAGCAGCUCCGAGCUCAGGAGGUGGCCAUCCAGAACCGCCUGCCCUGCAUCUAUUUGGUCGACAGCGGGGGUGCCUUCCUACCUCUUCAGUCAGACAUCUUUCCUGACAAAAACCACGGCGGCCGGACUUUUUACAACGAAGCACUGAUGUCUGCCAUGAAGGUCCCGCAGGUAGCUGUAGUUUGUGGGUCCUGCACAGCAGGUGGCGCCUACGUUCCCACUAUGGCUGAGGAGGCUGUCAUGGUGCACAGGAUCGGGACCGUUUUCUUAGGGGGGCCGCCGCUAGUUAAGGCAGCCACCGGUGAGGAGGUUUCUCCAGAGGAUCUGGGAGGGGCCCGUUUGCAUGCUGAAGUGAGUGGCUGCGUGGACCACUUUGCCCAAGAGGAGACUGAAGCUUACGAAUGUACCAGAAACAUCAUCUCCACGCUUAAUUAUGAGCUUCCCGGUGACAAUGACGUCAGCGUGGAGCAACCACUUUACUGUGCGGAGGAGCUGAGAGGUUUGGCUCCGAAAGAUUACAGCCACUGCUUGGAUGUCCGGCUGAUUCUGAGUCGCCUGACUGAUGGCAGCAGGUUUCAGGAAUUCAAAGCUCGCUACGGAACGACGCUCAUUGUUGGAUUUGGCAGAAUUGAAGGACAUCUCAUUGGCAUUGUUGCAAACGAUGGAGAGCUGAGGUAUGAAGCAGCGCUGAAAGGAAGCCACUUUGUUCAGCUGUGCGACCAGCGAGAUAUUCCCAUAAUAUUCCUGCAGAACACGCCUCCAGGUCUGGCCCACACUCUGACGGCAGCCCAGGCGGGGUUCAACACCAACCGGCUGAAGGCCCAGAGCUCUAUGAUCUCAGCCGUAGCGUGCUCCUCCACGCCAAAGAUCACCGUGGUCAUUGGAGGGUGUCAUGGACCUGAGAGUUAUGCCAUGUGUGGCAGAUCCUUUGAUCCCAACUUCUUAUUCCUGUGGCCCAAUGCCAGGGUGUCGCUGGUGGCACCUGGGCAUUCUGGAGCUCUGCUUCAAGAGCAAGAUGAGAUCCAGAGCAUCAAUGACAUGUUAGAUGAGGAAAGCUCUGCUUUCUUUUCAACUGGAAGACUUUGGGAUGAUGGUGUGAUUCUGCCCCAAGACACUAGAAAGGUGUUGAGCAAUUGUUUGAAGAUUAUUAAGCAACAAAACUACCAGACUUCCAAAGGAAGAGAAUCUUCUCCAGUUCUACGGAUGUAACUCUGCUUCUGUGCAUCUGUACCAAGGUGCUGAUUUCAGGUUUUUUUUUUGUUUUUAUUUUUGUUUUUUAAUCUGCACAUGAAGUUUUAUGAAAAGCAUUAUACAGCUUAAUGACAAAUUUAGGCUGCUUACCUUAUAUUUUACUUAUUUACACCUUGUCUGUGAUGUCCCAGUUUGAUAUCUUGUCAAUGAUAAAUAUACAGACAAAUGUUCUUUUUCUUUCAGUGAUGCAAAACACAAAGGCAAAGUUCAUUGUUGCAUCUAUUUUUGACUUGAAUUCUAUUGAGAAUCUGUGAAAUUUAUAUAGAUACCAAAAAAUAUUACCACAAUAAAAUAUUUUGCCAUAUUG